GAAGCAGUUGUUACAGCAAGAGAAGGAACUCGAAGUUCAUGCAAACCGUUGGACACCUAACCGAAAUUAUAGCAGAAGAAAACCUUCUGACUGCUCGGAACCAUCAUUAUCGCCUCAAUAUUCUGAUCUAGGCUCUUAUGACACGUCCGUAUGUGAUUGAAGUCAUGCAGCUCUCACUUGUUUUCAAGACGCUCUUUUCCUUUAUCGCCAUCGCGGCAGCAUAUCCCACGCCAUCGGUGAUGAAACUUUCUUCUAUGGCUAAGCGUUCGGGGGGGCUUGGCUCUAACCUCGUUGGUUAUUUGGACACUAGGUCCCCCAAUGAUCUUAGUCAACCUAGCGUGCCCGCCGGUCCUCCCAAUAACGACGUUAACUACGUGAACACUCGGGCCCCCAACGACCUUCAUCACUCCAGCAAUCCUUCCACCACUCCUUCCACCACUCCUUCCACCAUUCCCUCCACCAGUUCUAACGACAAAAGUCACUCCAGCAACUCUGCUAAUAGCGACGCUGAAUACUUAAACACUCGGGCUCCCGGCGACGAUGAUAGUCACUCCAGCAAUUCUGCCAAUGAUGACGCCAAGCAAUUGAGCGUUCGGGCCCCGGACGAUACCACUAGUCAUGACAGCAAUUCUGCUAGUGAUGACGCCAAGUACUUGAGCGUUCGGAACCCCGACGAUACCACUAGUCAUGACAGCAAUUCUGCUAGUGAUGACGCCAAGUACUUGAGCGUUCGGACCCCCGACGAUAGCAGUAGUCACUCUAGCAAUUCUGCCAACGACAACGCUGAGUACUUGAGCGUCCGGGCCCCCGACGUCAGUAACGUCAGCAGUACUUCUAAUACUGCUAACUCUUCCAAUGGCAAUGGCGAUCAGAGCGAUGGCGAUGAAGAUUAA
This is a messenger RNA of Suillus fuscotomentosus, 893 nucleotides long. RefSeq lists its product as uncharacterized. NCBI's taxonomy places the organism in Eukaryota, Fungi, Basidiomycota, Agaricomycetes, Boletales, Suillaceae. The record is from RefSeq and is a predicted model, not a curated record. The coding region runs from base 138 to 893 and encodes 251 amino acids. The transcript is spliced from 4 exons.